Ochotona curzoniae (black-lipped pika) is the source of this 999-nucleotide messenger RNA. Its product is annotated as aflatoxin B1 aldehyde reductase member 3-like. NCBI's taxonomy places the organism in Eukaryota, Metazoa, Chordata, Mammalia, Lagomorpha, Ochotonidae. Bases 1 to 999 code for a protein of 332 amino acids. Gene Ontology annotation, molecular function: oxidoreductase activity. The record is from RefSeq and is a predicted model, not a curated record. The transcript is spliced from 7 exons.
AUGUCCUGUCCAAUGCCACAGCGCCGGGCCGUCAACACAAUCCUCGGUGCCUUGGAGUUUGGGCGACGCAUGGACCAAGAGGCAAGUGUCGCAACAAUGCGCACCUUCCUGGAUCAGGGCUACAACGAGAUCGACACGGCCUUCAUCUAUGGCGACGGCCAGUCGGAGACCUUCUUGGGCGGCCUGGGGCUCGGGCUGGGCCGCAGCGACUGCAAAGUGAAAAUUGCCACCAAGGCCCUCCCAUAUAAUGGGCAGACACUCAAGCCUGACAGUGUGCGGUAUCAGCUGGAGACUUCACUGAAGCGGCUGCAGAGUCCACGGGUGGACAUCUUCUACCUGCACAUGCCUGAUCAUGACACCCCCAUAGAAGAGACGCUGCGUGCCUGCAAUGAGCUGCACCAGGAGGGCAAGUUUGUGGAGCUGGGCCUUUCCAACUAUGCUGCCUGGGAGGUGGCUGAGAUCUGCACCCUGUGCAAGAAGAAUGGCUGGAUCCAGCCCACUGUAUACCAGGGCAUGUACAAUGCUGUCACCCGGAUGGUGGAGAAGGAGCUGUUCCCCUGUCUCAGGCACUUUGGAUUGAGGUUCUAUGCCUUCAACCCUUUGGCUGGGGGGCUGCUGACCGGCAGGUACAAGUACGAGAACAAGAAUGAAAAGAUGCCUGUGAGCCGUUACUUUGGGGAUCAGAUUUCAACAAUGUACAUGAAUCGCUACUGGAAACAGGAAUUCUUUGAAGGCAUCGACCUGGUGCAGAAGGCCCUGCAGGCUGCGUAUGGCUCCAACGCCCCCAGCAUGACCUCAGCCACCCUGCGCUGGAUGUACCACCACUCCCAACUGAAGGGCACCCAUAAGGACGGGGUCAUCCUGGGUGCAUCUAGCCUGCAGCAGCUGGAGACGAACCUGGCAGCCGUGAAGGAGGGACCCCUGAAGUCAGAAGUCGUGGAGGCCUUUGACCAAGCCUGGAACCUGGUUGCCCAUGAAUGUCCCAACUACUUCCACUAG